UCCAUCCAAACCCCCACGCGCCAUAACGCACCUACUACACACACAUACAUACAUCAAAACACGCAUACACAUUCAACUCCACCAAAUUUCACUAGGCCAACCACAAUGGCGAGCUUCCCCACUUUUCUCAAGUCCCAGCUCUUCUACAAGCCCAGACUGCCGCAGCCGGAAACAUUUGCUGGCAAGACGGUCAUCGUUACAGGCGCAAACACAGGUCUUGGCCUAGAAGCAACACGGCACUUUGUCCGCUGCGGCGCCGCAACCGUCAUCAUCGCAUGCCGCACGCUCUCCAAAGGCGAAGCCGCCAAGCGCGACAUUGAAGAAAGCGAGAAGCGCACCGGUGUACUCCAAGUCUGGGAACUAGACCUCUCCUCCUACGCCAGCGUCAAAGCAUUCACAAAGCGCUGCGAGACCCUCCCCCGUCUAGACGUCUGUGUCGAGAACGCCGGCAUAGCAACCGGCAAGUUCUCACGCGCAGAAGGCCACGAAGCCCACAUUACCGUCAAUGUGAUUUCUACGUUCCUGCUCGCACUGCUGCUCCUACCCAUCAUGCGCAGGUCAGCCUUCUCAACGGGAACAACGCCGUAUCUCACCAUUGUCACAUCCGAGGUCCACCACUGGACUCAGCUGCCGCAGAAGAAGGAACCAAGCAUCUUCGCUGCGCUGGACGAUGAGUCAAAAGCAGACAUGGCGGACCGCUACAACGUCUCCAAGUUACUUGAGAUCCUCGCGCUGAGGUACAUGACUAGAGUGCUGAUUAAGGAUCGUGCAAAGUAUCCCGUGGUCAUCAAUUGCGUUACACCGGGCCUGUGCAAGUCGGAUCUCGUCAAGGAUAUGGGUAUGGCGCCUGUCGUGUUCAAGACGUUGUUGGGUCGCACGGUGGAGGUUGGCAGCCGCACGUUGGUUAAUGCGGCGGCGCUACCUGAUAGCGCCGGGGAGUACAUCAUUGAUGAUCACGUGUCCGAGCCGUCGACGCUGGCUGUCAGUGAAGAGGGCGCGGCGUUAUCGAAGAGGGUUUGGUUCGAGCUGGCGGAUAUCUUGGAAAAGGCUUGUCCUGGGGUUACUCAAAACAUUGCUGCUUAGAUCUAUGAGCACACUGCGUUGACAGUGUUGUGCCGGUAGGUAGCAGACGUACUAUCUUAGAGGCACGUGACUCUUGGGAUCAUAUGAUUGCUAGUAAGACAUAAGGGGAAGGGUACAGCGACAACACUGCGGUGGCAUGAAUCUUUCCUUAUUUCAUUUUCCAUCCUCGUUCGACUAUAGUAUUUCCGUUCUAU
This is a messenger RNA of Bipolaris sorokiniana ND90Pr, 1277 nucleotides long. RefSeq lists its product as uncharacterized. Lineage: Eukaryota; Fungi; Ascomycota; Dothideomycetes; Pleosporales; Pleosporaceae. The record is from RefSeq and is a predicted model, not a curated record. The coding region runs from base 106 to 1083 and encodes 325 amino acids. The transcript has a single exon.